Pocillopora meandrina is the source of this 1627-nucleotide messenger RNA. The record is from the annotation of a GenBank genome assembly. Lineage: Eukaryota; Metazoa; Cnidaria; Anthozoa; Scleractinia; Pocilloporidae.
AUGGGUAGAAAGAACAAAAGUGGUGUGUCUCCUCAGAAUCAAGAAUCAUGUCAUAAGCUAAAUUUCUUGCAUCAGGUAAGUAAAUUUUUUAAGAUUAUUUGUACCUAGCUCAAAUGCUGUCCAAAGCUGAUGGUUUAAUAUCUAACUGCUAAACAAAUACACUAUUAUUUUGAUUUAACCACUAUUUUCUCAUAAAAACAAAUGUUUGUUAAUUAUUCUACAGGCUUCUCAUGUAGUGCUGGCCAUCAACCCAGAAAAUGUGGAAAUGUCAAGAUUUUAUGCAAGCACAAUGAAAUCAACAGCUCAAAAACUGGUGUUUAAAUUGUAUGCGUUAUAAAUCAGCACUUUAUUGAUAUAAGAAUAUGGUUGGAUGGUAUGGAAAACCUAUAGGAUUAUCAUUUGUGUUGGAUCAACGCUAUUUAAUUUAUGUGGAAUGUUGAAUUGGGGGCUGCAUUUUCCAGCAAACAAAUAAUAAGACUACUCACUAGUCAGAUAGAGGUUGUUAUUGUGAUCUUAACACUAAAUUCUCGUAGCUAAUUUACAAGGAAAUGUGUUGUAUUUGGAGGGGAAGAAUUAACAAUCAGGUCUUGGGAGUUAAAGGGUUAACUGAUCAAGAAACUUAAGGUCAACACUGGGUGAAACAGUCAUGUAAUGUUUUCAAUGCUGGAUUCUAUAUUGAAAGGUUUGGGUUCUACCCCUGUCAGUGUCAUACUGUUGUGUCCUUUAGCAAGACCUGACUGACUAUUUCCAACAAGGAGUUUAAAGGUUGUGAACCAUCAGGGGAACCUUACAAAAUUCUGGGCAUAAGCAGGAAGUAAACUGCCAUUUACAAGUAUAUCAUCCAGGAAGAAUUGCUAUUGCAUUGUUUUUCUAUUCCACUGAAUUAUUUGUUGCUUCUAUUGAAUGAAAUUAGUUUAGUGUGAGAGAUGGCAACAAAAAUGUCACACAACAGAGAGUUUUUUCUUUUAAACUUUAGCAGAGAAAACAGCCCUGUUACCUUAUUUUAUCAACCUCUUACUUAAAGUAACAAUCACUUUAUUUUAAUACAUUUGGUGUGUGUAACCGAACUGUUUUCUUCUGUCAGGGAUCCAAGCAUCAAAAGGACUAUUUGCAAGCAUUGUCAUGCUCUUCUCAUACCAGGAAUUACAGCAAGAGUCAGAGUCAGACGUAAGUUGGACUAACAUCUUGAGUUUCUACAUGAAAUGUAGAAUAUGUUUACCCUGUGCUUUUUUACGCAAAAAAUAACCAUCGAUGCUUGAAGUGUUAUUUUCCAAAGAAGCAGUUGUAGUGUUGUGGCAGAUAAAAGUUGUAGUCACGUGGAGAUUUCUACUGUGAUACAUGUUUUUCAAAAAAAUGAGAUAAGCUUUAGUGUGCCAUAUCCAGAGUUUGAUUUGACAAGACUCCAUAUUUCUAGACUUGUAGGUAUUAAGUCUUGGUGUUCUUUUCUUCAGGGAGAAGAGAGAGACACAUUGUGGUUACAUGCCUGGAAUGUCAGACCAUCAAAAGGUAUCUCUGUAGACCUAACCAUGUUUUGUGGAGUGAAAAACACAAUACCACCAAGCAGCAAGAUAAUGACAAUGAUGAGGUUGUGCAAGAAAAUCAAAAGGAAAGACAGGAGAAGAGUUAA